Molecule: messenger RNA, 194 nt
Organism: Ilex paraguariensis (yerba mate)
Lineage: Eukaryota; Viridiplantae; Streptophyta; Magnoliopsida; Aquifoliales; Aquifoliaceae
Source: the annotation of a GenBank genome assembly
UAAGCUGGAUCUCCAUCCUUGUUCCCUCAAAUUUGCUUGGUGAUUCAGCUUUGUCUUCCACAGAAGGCCUUUCGUUGCUUUCUGGACGAAGGAGGAGGAUAUGGAUCUCUAUCUUCUCUAUUUUCUCUGGCCUUUUGUUUCUUUCACGGGCUGUUCAUGUCACUGUUCAUGUGACUGUUUCAGCUCCAGCUUAG